Carassius carassius (crucian carp) is the source of this 1756-nucleotide messenger RNA. RefSeq names its product guanine nucleotide binding protein (G protein), gamma 12a (gene gng12a). The transcript is spliced from 2 exons. Lineage: Eukaryota; Metazoa; Chordata; Actinopteri; Cypriniformes; Cyprinidae. Gene Ontology annotation, molecular function: G-protein beta-subunit binding. Gene Ontology annotation, biological process: G protein-coupled receptor signaling pathway. The record is from RefSeq and is a predicted model, not a curated record. Gene Ontology annotation, cellular component: heterotrimeric G-protein complex. Bases 349 to 609 code for a protein of 86 amino acids.
UACAUAUUAAGUGUAAGCAAGGCAUGACUGAUGCAUAUUAAACUAGACUGUCAUUAAAAUGAAUGUAGUUGAAUGUAGCCAAGCUCAAGACAUAAGUUGUUUUCCACAGUACAAGCACAGCACUUCAAUUCCACUUCUGUUCCUGAGAAGGUUUUGUCAUUUUAUCUGUGGAGAAUUAAGAAUAAUUUAAGUGUAUGUCAGUAACAAUUGCACGUAACCUUCAAGUCAGUGUCAGGUUGGAUUUGUCAAUGCAGUGUCAUAAUCUUUUGCCACUGCAUCAGAUGUGUUCUAACGCUAUGUUGUUGUGGUGGGAUUGUUUAAUGAGGUCUGUAGGUUUAUAACUGUUUUAUGUGGGUUUUGUUUUGUUUUUGCAGUUAUAUGGUUUCAAAAAUGUCCUCUAAAAUGGUGGGCUCAAACAACCUGGCACAUGCUAGGAGGAUGGUACAGCAACUGAGAGUCGAGGCCAGUAUUGAGAGGAUAAAGGUAUCCAAGGCCUCAGCUGACCUCAUGCGUUACUGUGGAGAAAACGCCAAAUACGACCCCCUGCUCAUGGGCAUCCCUGCCUCAGAAAACCCCUUCAAGGACAAAAAGCCCUGCACUAUAUUGUAGUGUAACAAGUAUUAAUCUAAUUUAAUUACUUCUACUCAACUUUGCCUUAAGUUUGGCUCUUGCUCCUUAGUAUAACUUUGUGCCAUGUCUUAACUGUAUUUAGCUCUUACAGUAUUUAUUACUGUAAAUAAACUCCAAUCAGUACUAAUUAAUUGCCAUUUUGGUAAUGAUUAGAAUUGAAUCUCAUCUUUACCAGCAUCACUUGUCUUCUGUUUGGUUGUUUGUGCCAAACUGAAUUGAUCCUAUAAAUCAAGCCGUUUAGAUGUUUUAAAUGGGCUUAAGUUCCUCUUUCCACCAGAUGAUGCCUUUAGUUAGAAUUUGUUUGAAAUAGGGAAGUAGCACAACACAUUAUGACACACUCAACGUGUGUUAUAUAUUCCUCUAGCAGUACAUAUGAAUAAUGUUAUAGCAAAGCGACUGACUGAAAUAAAUGGAAUUUAAAGAUUAAUAUUUUGAUUUGGAUUAUGAGUCUAAUGUGACUUCUGCAAUCACUGUUUAAGUGCAUGCUGGGUAAAUAAAACAAUAUGGUAAAUCUCACAUCACACAAAUACUGAUUUGUUCUCAAUUAUAGGAGCUACUACUUUGCGCAAAACCAUUAGAGACGGGUUACUGGUGUGCUUUAUAGGAAAAGAGAACUGAUUUCCCUGCACUUUCAAACCCAUGUGCCAUAGAUUGUUCAAAUCAGUACUUAUUACAGAUAUACACAAAUGUAAAGAUGACAUUUUAUCUGUUGACACUGAGUAACUUUUCUGUUCCAUUUAGAUUUAAAGGCCUUUUCCUUCUGAUUUAAAUGUAUUUUUCCUGUGCCUAGGAAAUUUGUAAAACAGAGACUACUGUUGUUUGAUCUUGUCUAUGAAUUGAAUGUUUUUUCCCCAAAAAGCGCAGUUGUGACAUUCACACCUUUAUUGGGGCAAGCAUCAUAUACUGCUGCUGCAACAUCUGUAUUAUUGUGGAGAGAUCAGAGAAGUUAUGCAGUAUUUGAGAUUCACAACCAAAUACCUGUGACCUCAGUAUCUCUGUGAAGAAACAAGUUUCCUUUUGAACUUUUUGGUGUUUCUUUCUAUUCUAAUUUCAGAUUUUUUUUUUCAUAACGUGUACUGUACCUUGAAAGAAAGAUUUUAUUAAAAUUGUGAAAUAGUAAAACUAA